AUGUCGCGAACCCUGUCCCCAGAUGCAGCUCUCCCCAUUCCAUCGCGGGAUAAGAAAUGGAAUACCAAUCGGUUAGGAGCGCGACUCGGAGUCGACGUCGUCAGUGCCGCAACAGCUGGUGCCCUGACGUGUCCCGUCAUCACUGUGAUUGAUCGAGCCAUCAUUGAAAAGGCGGCAAAGGGAGUCCCAAUCCGCCAAACAAUCACGUCCUCCUUCCGGUCGAUCCUCUCAAAACCGUCGGGUUUCUUUCUCGGCACGCCCUUCCUCCUUAUCUACACAUUAUACACGUCAACCUACCUGACGGCGAACACAAUUGAUACAGUCACUUCGACGCUGAAAGAUAAACCCUUCUCGACUGUGUUCCCAGACACCGCAAAGUUCCUCACAACGACCGCCGUGAACAUGGGGAUAUGCGUUUACAAAGACGCGCGGUUCGCAAGGUUAUUCGGCGCAAACCCACAACCGGCCCAGCCUCAAGGCACAUCAUCGACGAACGGGCCUUCCUCAACAGUACCAACAAGAACAACACCCCCAGCAUCAUGUCAUCCUUCCAGCGCGGGCGGAGCACCAAAAGUACCCAAGAUCUCAUACACCCUGUUCUGUCUCCGCGACAGCAUCACAAUCUUCGCCUCCUUCAAUAUCCCUGCCUACAUUGCGCCGUCAAUACCGGACGCCGUCGCCGCAACGCCCGGGAUGAAGGCCGCUAUUGCGCAGUUCAGCUGUCCGGCGCUCAUGCAGUUCGCGAGUACGCCGAUGCAUCUGCUCGGGUUGGAUUUGUAUAACCGACAACCACCCGGUGGGCUGGGGUGGCGGGAACGAGCGUCGAGGAUAAGAAGGGACUAUGUGCCGAGUUGUUUUGCGCGGAUGGGGAAGAUUGUUCCUGCUUAUGGAGUUGGUGGUGUUGUUAAUGUCAGGAUGAGGGCUGAGUUGAUGGGUUAUCUUGAGGGGUUAGAGGCGUAA
Molecule: messenger RNA, 960 nt
Organism: Aspergillus puulaauensis
Lineage: Eukaryota; Fungi; Ascomycota; Eurotiomycetes; Eurotiales; Aspergillaceae
Exons: 2
Coding region: 1-960 (319 amino acids)
Cellular component (GO): mitochondrion
Source: RefSeq, a predicted model, not a curated record